Molecule: messenger RNA, 2153 nt
Organism: Oenanthe melanoleuca
Lineage: Eukaryota; Metazoa; Chordata; Aves; Passeriformes; Muscicapidae
Gene: BIRC7
Product: baculoviral IAP repeat containing 7
Exons: 7
Coding region: 1-1233 (410 amino acids)
Biological process (GO): negative regulation of apoptotic process; regulation of cell cycle; positive regulation of protein ubiquitination
Cellular component (GO): cytoplasm; nucleus
Molecular function (GO): cysteine-type endopeptidase inhibitor activity involved in apoptotic process; ubiquitin protein ligase activity
Source: RefSeq, a predicted model, not a curated record
AUGGGGGAUGCAGCAGCAGGGCAGCCUGAGCCCAGGGCUGCUCGCUGCCAGCUCUUUGACUCCAGCAUGAGGAGCACGGCCAGGAGGCUGAGGACGUUCCAGCAGUGGCCCCGCAGCGCCCCUGUGUCUGCCCAGGACCUGGUGGAGGCUGGCUUCUUCUAUGUGGGCCCCAGGGAUGAAGUGCAGUGUUUCUGCUGUGGUGGAGUGCUGAAGGACUGGAGACCUGGAGAUUGCCCCAUAAGAGAACACCUGAAUUUCUUCCCUUCCUGUCAGUACCUCUGUAAUGAGGGUGUUGGGAACCAGGAGAUGCUGUGCCUGCAGAACAUCUUUGACACCGUGGAUGGGCAGUUCCUGAGUGUCCUGCAGGGGACAGUCAGCGAGGAGACAGCCCUGCCCAACGAGCCAGAGUACCCCGAGAUGGUGACAGAGGAGAUGAGACUGUCUACAUUUGAGAGCUGGCCGCAAAAUUCCAGCAUGCACCCAGAGCAACUGGCUAGAGCAGGGUUCUUCUACACAGGACAAGGAGAUGUGGUGAGGUGUUUUUACUGUGAUGGAGGUGUGAGGAGCUGGUCCUUUGGAGAUGAUCCUUGGAGGGAGCAUGCCAAAUGGUACCCAGAGUGUGAAUUUUUACUGCACUCAAGGGGAAGAGAAUUUAUUAGCAGCGUUCAGGCGACCUUUUCUACCACCCUGCUGGCUCCAAGACAUUCCUGGGAUCAGACUGAGCAAGACUCCUCUCCUUCCCAAGAUCCUCUGAGGGGUUGGAAAUUGCGGGCUCGUCCCUCUGAGGCACAGAGUCUGGUAGUGCAGAAUGUCCUGCAGAUGGGCUUUGACCCCAGCUGGGUGGCAAACCUGGUGGAGAAUAAAUUUGCACUGACUGGGACCUUCUACCUGUCUGAGUCUGAGCUGGUUUCAGAGCUGCUGCAGGCAGGCAGGGAGGCCAGCAGCAGUGCAGGAGCAAGCAGAGGUGCUGUUCAGAGAGAGACUGGAACAUCAAGACAAGAAAUGAGAUCUGUACAGCAAAAGGAAUCAGAUGGGUCUCAGCUGAGCACAGAAGAAGAGCUCCACCGCCUGCAGAAGGAGAGGAUGUGCAAAGUGUGCAUGGACAGAGAUGUGUCUGUGGUGUUUGUCCCCUGUGGCCACCUGGUAGCUUGUGCAGAAUGUGCCCUCAAUUUGAGGCUGUGUCCCAUCUGCAGAGCUGUCAUCCAGGGCAGUGUGAGAGCUUUCAUGUCCUGAGCCAUGAUGCACCCAAGGGGAAAGAGAAAUCUAUACAACUCACUCAUAACUCUGCAGAGGGAGAAAAUAAAUAGUUUGCUGGAGCAAUCUUAUUUGCAGGGUAGCUUGGCAUAAGUGUAAAAACUCACUAAAUGUGUUUCCCAUGCACAGUGUUUCUAAGAAAAACUGCUGGUUUGAUCUACUCUUGCUUUAGGACUGCUCCAGGAAAACUCUGCUGGAUUCUUUUGCCCUCCAAAAUGAGGCUUUUAUUGACAGAUUCUAUUCCUCCACAUUUUUGUGUUCUCAAGUGAAUCUUUCUCUCUGUAUUGAAAUCAAAGACACUUUUCAGCAGACUCUCUGGUUCUUUCUCACUCACUUAGCAGAACAAUCUCUAGACAGCUGCUAGGGAUUCCUUCAGGAAGUUUGAUUGAAAAUGGGAGUAUUUUUUGUACAAAAUGCAUUCCAGUGAGACUAGAAUACUCAGCAGCCAUGUGCUGUGGGGGAGGGAGAAUCUACCUUUUUCUCCCCUUUUUGCUUUUUUUUUUCCCUCCCAUUUCUGUUGAAUUUUCAACAACUGAUGAAAUGUUUCAGAAAUACUCAAAUUUGCAUAACUAAGUGGAAAAGCCUGGCCUGAUUCUCCAACCUCUGUGCUCUCAGCUGACCUCCCCAGGUGGAAAGCUCUUUGCUCAGGGUCACUGGAUGGUCUCCUGGAAGCUUCUUAUGGAGCUCUUCCCUGGCUGUUGGGUAUUAUCCUACUGGAAAACACCUUUUUAGAACAUCUGUUUGCUGGCUAAACUGGUGAUUCUGUAUUUAAAAUGGAAUAUUCUAUCAUGUAGCCAAAUGUAAGUUUCAUCCCUAUCCCUUGUUAAGUGAAGGGAAAGGAAAUAAGUUUUUAAAAAUAAACUGUUCUUUUUAAUGGAAUAAAUUUUUUCCUUUAACUU